ACCGGAAGUAGUUUUGUUGGCGCUCAUAUUAUUUCAAAAUUUUGAAACAGGAAAAGGCCAACAUGAAGCAGCCAUCAAUGAAAGAAGUGUUUGAACAGUGCCAGAACAGUAUGAAAAGCCACAGUAACCUAUUGAAAUAUAUGGAAAAAUUGUAUGACAAGACGGAGUUUAGCAAAUUUUGGUCAGAUUUUAAUCAUUAUCUGAAGUAUCCUAUGAUUGUGUUUCAACGUGAGCCUGUUGUAGAGAGAACUAUAGAUUUUAUUGCCAAGUUUGUGACCUCAGUCAAUCCUGAUCCUGAAACACCUGGUACUGAUAAGGAUGACUCUUUACUGGAUGAAGUCUCACAGAACAGAUUAUUGUUGACGAUGUUUGAAUUUCUAUUGAAGUCUCAUAAUGUAAAUUCAAGGGCAGUAAGAUUCAGAUGCUGUCAGCUGAUCAACAAAAUUCUAAAUAAUCUUGGUGAUGAUGCCCAGAUUGAUGAUGACCUAUAUGACAAAAUAUAUCAGUGCAUGCUUGAAAGAUUACGUGAUAAGGAACCUGUUGUCAGGUUUCAUGCAGUUAUGGCAUUGGCUAGACUUCAGGAUCCUAAGGAUGAAAAUUGUCCGGUUAUUAAAGCAUACCUGUUUUUAAUCCAGUCAGAUCCUAACCCAGAAGUAAGACGUGCUGUGAUGUCCUGUAUAGCACCCUCACCUAAAACACUGCCAGCUAUCCUAGAGAAAACACGAGAUGUUAAAGAUACUGUUAGAAAGACAGCUUAUAAUGUAUUGGGUGAAAAAGUUCAUAUCAAGGCUCUGUCCAUAGCUAACAGAGAAAGACUUUUACAAGAGGGCCUGACAGAUAGAGUUGAGAGUGUAAAAGAAGCUUGCUCUUCAAAAUUACUGCAGGCUUGGUUAAGAACAUUUGGUGGUAAUGUUUUGGAACUCCUUGGUGCACUUGAUGUAGAGUAUGCCACAGACACUUGUGAAUUGGUUCUCAACACAUUGUUCAAACACACAUCAACUGCAGAAUUAAUUAAAAACUUUGAUAUCUUGAACGAAAAGGUGUUAAUACCGCAAGAGAAAUUGAACGCAGAGAGUGUUAUGUAUUGGAAUAUGUUGUGCAAACACAUUCAUGGACUUGGAACAGAUUUUGAUGCUGAUUUGGAAAAAGUUCUACCAAAUUGUCUGGAAUUUUCAAAUUAUAUUAAGGAAUAUGUUGAUACCUUGAAAGGCUGUGAUGACAUUGAUAUACAGCUACAGAAACAGUUUGUCAUACAACAGUUGUUAGCUAUUACUGUUUAUAUGGAUUUAGCAGAUACAGUGUCAAGAAAAGCAAUGGAAAAUUUGUUGAGUUCCAUGUUAACUGCAGACCAUGUGGCUUUCAAUCUUGUAAAAUUUAUCAUUCCUCGACUGUGUGAGAUAAAAGAUUAUUCUGAUAGUUUGGUCAAUCAAAUGGCAGUGACAAUAUCAGAUAUCCGAGAACCAAUCACCACUGUAGAGAAAGAUAUCAAUGAGGAAAUGAGACGACAAAAUGACCUGAAGAUAGCAGGUAUUCGGGUAAAAAUCAAUCAGUUGAAGGAAGAUAUGGAUGAAAGUAUUCGCAGUCAGGAUUUCUCCAAAGCUGCAGAGAUCAAAGAGUCAAUCAAAAGUCUUGAUGAAGAAAGGGAUAUGGUUUUGAAAGAUAAUGAACCACAGACAGAAGAGGUCAAGUCAGAGAAGACUGAUGUAGCAACAUUACUGAAGUGUCAGGCCAUUGUAGCUGAGAUGUUAGAAGCAUUGCCACUGAAGACACUGAAUCCAACGCUUCAGACUUUGAUAGAAACUUUGAUAUUACCAGGAAUAAUGAACGAAGAUGCAGGAAUAAGAAACAUGGCUGUCAGGUCACUAGGGAUGUGUUGUCUGUUAAAUAAAGAUCUGGUUCUAGUACAUCUACCACUGUUUAUGCAGGCUUCCCAGAUUGAUGUUGAAUGUGUCAGAGUGACUGCUCUGAAAGUCAUGAUUGAUUUGUUACACAUGCAUGGGACAGAAGCUAUUAAACAUGCUGGAAAGAAGCCUGUUGAAGAACAGCUCAAUACUAGUAGUGAUCUCUAUGAGGAACCAGCUGAUAAUUCUGAACAAGCAUCAAAACUGGUAGCAUUCCUUACAGCUUUCUUGGAUAGCCAGAACUCUGAACUACGUACAAUUGCUGCAGAAGGCAUGUCUAAGCUAAUGUUGUCAGGAAGAGUGGUAUCUUCAAAGAUCCUGUCUCACCUAUUAUUGUUAUGGUAUAACCCAGUAACUGAAGAUGAUACACACCUACGUCAUUGCCUUGGAACAUUCUUGCCAAUAUUUGCUUUUGCUGGAAGAUCUAACCAAGAAAUGAUUGAGGAAGCCUUCCUACCAACAUUGAAGACCAUAGUCAGUGCUCCAUUGUCUAGUCCACUUGCUGAAGUCAAUCCAGACAAUGUGGCUGAAUUGUUGGUACAACUGACAAACUCUAAAUUGCUACUGGAAAAUCAGAAAUCUGAAGAACAAACUACUGAGAAUCCAGGCCAUGACAACUUAGCUAUAACAAUAUGUAAUGAAAUUCUGUCUAACCCUGAGGCCAAUACUCUGAAGGUGUUCGUCAAAGUCUUAAACCAGCUGGAAUUUUCACCUAAUAAUGUUGUUAACCUUAAAGAGAUUGCAGUGCUAACUGAGAAGAUUUCAAAAGUUAUAAAGGACAACCCAUGUCUGAAGACAGUAGAAAAGAUCAAAGCUUAUGUUAAUUCAUUGCUUCCUGAGGAAUCCCCAAGCAUGGAAGAAGAUAAUAACACUGAUGAGCAAACAGAAGCCACAGAGGAGAAAGGUGAUGAAGAUGCCAACACUACAAUUGACCGUUCAGCUCUUAAUGACACAGCUCAACAAUUGGAAGGAUCCUUGUUUCAAGAAUCAAGAACUUUGAAGAGAAUAAAAUCAAUAACAUCAACCAAGUCAUUAGAUGCAUCAGAGUUAGAAGCUGAUAUCAGAGAAUUACCAGUUUUUCCAGAAAUUCAGGAAGAACCAGAUACACCAAGGUUGAUUGGAGUAAAAACACCAUCUAAAAAUGUUAAACGAACACCAGCCAAAGGUAUAACACCUCUUAAAGGUCAAACCACCAAGACAAUGAAACCAUCUAAACUUACAGAUGUAGAAAGCAGAACUGCUACAUCUUCUGAAGAUAACCCUGACACUGAAUCUGUAUCUUCUGGGAAAGAAAUUACUUCAAAGGAAAAAUCUACAUUAAGAGGCAGAACACCAACAAAAAGAAAAAAAAAAGAUGAGGAAGAAAGCCCUGUUCAAACCAAAUCACCUAAGAAGAGUUCACCUGUUAAGAAAUCUCCAACAAGGAAAGAAUCCCCUUCUAAGUCUCCAGCUAGAGCAGAUAAAUCUCCAAGAGGGAGAACACCCACAAAAAGGAAAACAACUACCGAAGAACAAAGCCCAGUUCACAGAAAGUCAUCUAAAAAGAGUUCACCAGCUAGAGUUGAGAAAUCACCUGGUAGAGGAAAAACACCUACUAAAAGAAAAGCAGCAGCAGAAGAAAGUCGUUUGCAGGGCAAAUCACCUAAAAAGCUGACACCUGCUAAAAAAUCUCCCCCAAAAACAGAAAGUAUUGGUAAAAGCCGAACAGCCACAAGAGGCCAGAAAACUGCUGAAAGAGUGCAAACCCCUGCAAAAAGAAAAUCUCCAGCAAGAGGGAAAUCAGCAAAAUCCCCAUCUAGAUCAGAAACACCUUCAAAAGGAACACCACAAAAAGGCAAAUCUCCAAACAGGAAAGAGACUGCAGCAAAAAGCAAAUCUCCUAGAACAGAGAUGCCUACAAAGGAUAAAUCGCCUAGAACAGUGACACCUACAAAAAGCAAAUCUAAUACCAGAACAGAGACUCCAACCAGAGCAACACCUCCAGUGAAAAGAACAACUAGGGGUAAAUCUCCAAAAACAUUGACUCCAACAAAAGGACAGCCAUCAGCCAAUGCCCCAACUCCAGGGGACAAAAAGAUACAAAGCAAAGAAAAACCUUCAGAGAGUCCAGCUUCUGUUAGAAGUAGAAGGGCAGUAGACCAAAAGAAAGAUGGAGCUAAACCAGUAGGUAGUACAUCCAAGAAAUCACCAUCUCCAGUGAAAAAUACUGGCAGGAGUACUAGAGGAAAGACAUCAUCUUUACUCUCUGAUGAUGAGCUGUCAUCAAAUUCCUCAGUAAAAUCACCAAGGGUCAAUAAAAAGGCUGUAUCUGCUUCAUCAGAGGAUGAGGAUGAUAUACCAUCAACUGACUCAUCUGUAAUCUCUGUCACAAGAAGUACCAGACGCAAUAGAAAUGUGUCAGGAGAGCCAUCAACUAAUUCUCCUGUUGUUUCUGUGACCAGAAAUACAAGACGUGCCAGGAAUAUGGUAUGUGACGAUGACUUACCCUCCACCGAUUCAACUCUGAAGACAAGCCCAAGAAAUACUAAGAAGAAAGUGCUAGCCAAAGGUACCAGAUCAAAAGCCAUAAAUACUCCUUCAGUAUCUGACGAGGAAGAUACAAUGUCAACUGAUUCAUCAAUUAAAAAAACAGUCAGGGGUACCAAGAAAAAACUCAUAUCAGACAGUUACGAGUCUGUAAAAUCUUCAACCAGAUCGACAAGAAAUAAGCCAGUUGAUACCUCAGAUGAUGAUUCUGUGAAAUCUACAGCUAGUGGUAGACGUUCUGCAGCAACUAAAAAGGUAUCUGAUGACGACACAGAUUCCUCUGUUGUAUCAGGGACCAGGAGAACCAGGACAAAAGGUUCUACCAAACCUUCCAUUACAUUACAAGAACUAGCUGCAGACAGUGAUUCUGAAAGUGGUUCUCCAGCUAAGGUAUCCCAUCAUCGGAUUAAAUCAACUAGGAAAAUGACUAAAGACCUGGAAACUGUUUUAGAUGAAAGUGAUUUGGAUACCGUAUUUGAAUCUCCAUCCAGAGGAACAAGGUCAGCAAAACCAGCUAAAAAGGCUAAAGAUGAAGAAGUUUCAAAUGAGAAGAAAGGUAAACCAACAUUGAGGUCCAAACAAGAUAGCAAGGCACCAGAACUCGAUCAGCCUAGAUCAAGGAGAACUCUGAGAAGCAAACAGACAGAUUAAUUAACAUUAGAUGGCAGCAGUAGUUUGCUCUUAUUAAUACCAGAACAUCAAUAUAAACUUUGUUAAUUUAUACAUGCAUUAAUUAAGCAAUAUUUGAUUAGUCUAUUUCAUGUGUUCAUUUUUGUAAAAGUUCUGACAUUUUAUUAUUUUAAAUUAAAUAAUUCAAAAUUUG
This is a messenger RNA of Mytilus californianus (California mussel), 5250 nucleotides long. Its product is annotated as condensin complex subunit 3-like. The transcript is spliced from 23 exons. The record is from RefSeq and is a predicted model, not a curated record. Gene Ontology annotation, biological process: mitotic chromosome condensation. NCBI's taxonomy places the organism in Eukaryota, Metazoa, Mollusca, Bivalvia, Mytilida, Mytilidae. Gene Ontology annotation, cellular component: condensin complex; cytoplasm; condensed chromosome. Bases 63 to 5078 code for a protein of 1671 amino acids. Gene Ontology annotation, molecular function: protein binding.